Molecule: messenger RNA, 447 nt
Organism: Moesziomyces antarcticus
Lineage: Eukaryota; Fungi; Basidiomycota; Ustilaginomycetes; Ustilaginales; Ustilaginaceae
Exons: 3
Coding region: 1-447 (148 amino acids)
Biological process (GO): iron-sulfur cluster assembly
Cellular component (GO): mitochondrion
Molecular function (GO): 2 iron, 2 sulfur cluster binding; 4 iron, 4 sulfur cluster binding; iron ion binding
Source: RefSeq, a predicted model, not a curated record
AUGCAGACCCGAUUGGCAACAACAUUAGUGCGCAAGCCGGAGCAGCCUGAGGAGCCAGAGGUGUACCGCGAUGGCGAACCCAGCAUCGUCGCUACCGACCGUGCCAUUGCACAGCUCAAGAAGGUCGCCGAGCGCGAGAACAGCUCGUCGCUCGCAUUGCGCGUGGCUGUAGAGCCAGGAGGAUGCCAUGGAUACCAGUACAAGAUGGAGAUCACCGAGGAAGUCGAGGAUGACGACUUCCAAUUCGAGGUGCACCCGGGCGUUUCGAUCUUGGUCGACAGCAUCAGUCUGGCGCUCGUGAGGGGAAGCACAAUUGACUACGUCACCGAACUAAUUGGGUCGCAGUUUGCGAUCAAGGAUAACCCGCAGGCCAAAGGGGCCGGAUGUGGCCUACCUACCGCAUCACCCUCCGGUACUCCUACUGCUUCGAACAUUGCCUGGCUUUAG